Molecule: messenger RNA, 5958 nt
Organism: Varanus komodoensis (Komodo dragon)
Lineage: Eukaryota; Metazoa; Chordata; Lepidosauria; Squamata; Varanidae
Gene: CCP110
Product: centriolar coiled-coil protein 110
Exons: 15
Coding region: 509-3538 (1009 amino acids)
Biological process (GO): centriole replication; centrosome duplication; regulation of cytokinesis
Cellular component (GO): centriole
Source: RefSeq, a predicted model, not a curated record
GCCCGUUGGACCCGCUCCCGGGGCCGCUCGGACAGGGUCUUGCGCGGGAACGAGCGGAGUGACAGCCCCGCUUCUCUGGCUCCGUCGCCCGUCAUUUUGAAUGCCUUUCUUUGCACCUCCUCCGGUGCAGAGGCUCGUUUUUGAUAAACGCGCGAGCGGGGCCGCCUGCGUUUUGGCAGGUAAAGUCACGAAGAGCUGAGCGGGGUGUCGUGGAAAGGGCAUUCCGGAGUGGCUCCUUCCGUAGGAGGCGAGUCGAGGGCGCUUAACGCCAAUACCAGCAGCAAAGUCUUAGUAAAAAUACUGCUUUCAGCGUGUCGGUUGUUUCGAGGCGGCUUUGUGGGGUGGGAAGGAAUUGAAUCGUGAUGGUGUUAAAAUGUGCGUUAGUUAGUUCCACCCGAAGUGACAGUGCAUCUGCUCUUUUAGAUAAGCAGGCUCGCUUAAUAAGGAGAACACUAAAAAGUGACAGAGAAAUAUCGGGAGAAGGUUUUUGUGUGAGGAUCCCAGCGUGAUGAUGCCCAAUUUAAUGAAGAUGGAAGACUAUGAGAAUUUCUGCAAGAAGCAGCUUGCCAGGAUCCAAGGAGAGUCUAUACAAAAAGGAAUAUCCCCACCUGCUCAGCACAAAAAUAUUUCUCUUAUUCAUUUCAAUGGUGUCCCUGUGCUUUCUCCUCUGCUUACUCUUGAGAGAAAGAAGGAGUUACAACAAGACAGAAAAAAGGCUGUGGACUUAGAACUGUGGCGACAGAACUCCAAGAAAAUAAUUUUGUUGAAUCGUGUUCAGGAGAUUGUGGAAAAUGUGCAGAUGAAGAAAUUGUCCAGUCAGCAUGCUUUCGACCAGUUUGAGAUGGAGAAUAUUCAUACACAUUUAAAAUCAAAAGUGGCUAAUGGCUUUAAGACACAAUCAAACAGUGCUUUGCCAAGUUCUACUGCUCUUGGUGGGUUUGCAGAACCUAAAAUAGCACCAGAGGUUAAGCCAACGGAUCUAGAGGUUGCCUUGAAUGGCGAUUCCCUUGGAAGAACUGAACAGUUUAUCCCCCACAAGCCAAAGGACACUUGCUCUAGCCUUUCUGAAAAGAGAGUUUGCCCGGAAGGUGCAUCUUCUGAUCCAACACAGAUGUCUCCUUUACAUGAGACUGUGAAGAAAGACAGCAUUGAAAUAGUAUCAGCUGAUACAGAAGGCCCAGAUCCUUGCAUGAUGAGUCUGCAGAACCUCUUAAAAAAAUCCAGGGAGUACAUACAGCGAGAACAAACCAGGCGUAGCUUGCGAAGUAAUUCAAGGAGAAAUGGCAGUGAAAGCCAUUCAGAUAAAGAAAAUGAUGCCGUUAAAACAAGUGAUGCUGUGAAAGAGAGAGGAAAGUUAACAGGCAGAAGUGGUUUGGCUGCGGCACCUGAUAAGUCAAGUCUUACAAAAUCCGGCACUUCGCUGCAAAGUACCUCUGUUGCCAAGAAUAACACAAGUGUGACAUCAACCAGUUUUUCUAAAGUGGAUAUUCCUGUGAGAUCUGGAACACCACCUGUGCUGGAUUCAAGUGAAGACUUAAGAAACACCUCUUUCUUUGAGCACAAUAGUAGUAUUCUCCAAAGCUUCACUGGUUCUUACUCCAGGUUACCCAGUCCAGAGUUGAGCAUGAGUCCCAAAAUGCACAGGAGACGCCCAAGGCCUUCUUCCAUGGGGCACAUUGUCAUUAACCACCCUGUAAAUGCCUAUGAAUUAAGCCCUAAAGAAAAGGGAAGAGCUGCCGACCAAACCACUCAGGAUGCUGGUAGCCGACAAAGUGCAUCUGACCUGGUGCCAGCGCUGGCCGCAGACUUGGCUCCCAUCUGCCCCAGCAAGGUCCAUGUUUUCUGCAAGAGCUCCUCGGACAUCUGUGAUGAACUGGGAUUUGAAAAACAAAAUCAAGUGUGCCAGCCUUUGGUUGGUCAACGAGAGAACAAAAGGUUGCCAGUCAGUGCCACGGUCGAGGUGGCACUGAUUUCAGGGGACAGAGGUGUAUCGAGCCCUUGCCUUUCAGACCCAAGUGCUCAGGACACACACGCAGUCAACUCCGUUGUGGCAACGCAAAGUAAGGCAGAUGUUACUGGAGCCACGCAAACCGGCCUGCUGGACCAAGCCAAAAGUAGCCCCCCCAUGGAACUCAACAAAUCAUACGACGUGGAAAGCCCUUCUCCCUUACUAAUACAAACACAUCAGGAGCAGAUGGAUACCCCAAAUGAGUCCCUUGGAAACGAGCCAGUCCUAGAAAAUGGGUUUGAAAAGGUGAAACGGAGGCUCGAGCUGGAUGCGGAUAAUGCCCAGAAGGAAAACAUGCCGUGUGACAUAGCAGCAGAAACCAACGCACGGGAGAAGCGAUGGCUGCCUGGUCAGAGGUGCUCAGAGGGGCCUGCGUUUGGUUCCAAGCGUGAGGCGCCAGGAAGAAGUGUCAGUGCAGAGGAGACUUUUAAGCAGAAAAUGCUAGCCUUUGAGGAAUUGAGGAAGAGACUCGAGGAACAACAUGCUCAACAACUCUCAUUGUUGAUAGCUGAGCAAGAGAGAGAGCAGGAGAGGCUGCAGAAGGAGAUAGAAGAGCAGGAAUGGAGACUGAAAGGGGAGAAGACGGCUGUAACCAAAAUGGACAUCCCCCAAAUUGCUAUUAGUAGCAGAAUGGAUUUGGAGUGGCGGAAGAUCAGUGACACACAGUUGCUGGAAUCCGUGCUGACUCGGGUGGAAACGAUCCAUAGCACAAAUUCAGAGAGUGCUGGUUUUGCGAAUGCUUCCAUAUCCUGUUCGACUGCUGAUUCGCCAUUCUACCUUUGGGAACCACCAGCCCAUGGAAAGUCUGUUGCAGCAUCCAGGUCUAUUAGCAGAAGUAGAAUGAGAUGGUCUCAGGUGUACAGUCCUGAGAUGAAAAGGAAAUUGAACAAGAUUUCUGCCUUGGCAAAGGGAUUUCUGACUCGAAGACUCUUGCAAACAGAGAAAUUGAAACACCUUAGGCAAACUGUAAAAGAUACAAUGGAGUUCAUAAAAAAUUUCCAGACAGAAGCUCCAUUAAAGAGAGGAAGUGUUUCAGCUCAAGAUGCUAACUUGCAAGAGAGAGUGGCAGCUCAGCUGCGAGCUGCGUUGUAUGAUAUUCAUGAUAUCUUCUUCAAAAUGGAUGUGUCUGAGAGAAUGAGUAUACUGUGUCAUGACCGAGAAGUUCGCAAAGAGAAAAUGCUCCGGCAGCUGGAUAAAGCAAAGGCCCCGAGAGAGAGAGUGACACUUUCUACAGCUACACAAAAAUCUUUGGAUAGGAAGAAAUAUAUGAAAGCUUCAGAAAUGGGAAUGCCAAACAGAAAAACAAUUGUGAAACAAAAGACUCCAGAAAACAGAGUUCUCCAGCCAAAUCAGGGUCAAAAUGCUCCUAUACAAAGGCUCCUUUCCAGACAAGGAACCCCUAAGACCUCAGUGAAGGGGGCUGAACAAAAUAGAAAGAAGCCCUCAGAGAGCAGAGUGUCUAACAAGGCCUUUUCAGGAGUAUAUGCAGGAAGAAUCCAAAGAAAGAAGCCAAAUGCUGUGACAACUUAAGAAGGCAGCAUUCACUGGGCUAAGAGGUUGUUUUGGUUUGUCUGUACAUAUUCUCCACUGCUUCAGAUCUUCCUGCUGUUACACACAUGCUGAUGGUUGGAAAUGUUUGUGACAUUAGUUUAUAUUUCUGAGUGAUAAAAUGAAAAGAAUAAUGAACAGCACAACAAGCUGAAGAAGUAUUUAUUCUGCAUACUUCAACUCUCUUAUGAGUGGUGGUUACUGAUCUCUGAAAUGAUUAUUCAUUCUACAUCCUCAGGAAGAAUAUUUGUUUUUUGCAGACUUGAGCCUAUACUAUACUUUUUAUAGUGCAAUAAAUACUCUUAAAAUGGCAGUUUAUAUGUUCUGCAUUAAUAUGUGUUCAUAUCAUUCUGUGAAUUAAUUUAUAUGAAAGGAAAUGUUCAGCCGUGGCUGUGUAUGAGCUCUGUUAUGGCUGAUAAGCUUUAACCACACAAAAUCUUGGCCUUCGUCAUGUGGGAGCUGAUGUUGGCUUUCAUUAGAAGGAGGUUAGCUUAAGUAGUGGUGAAUGGUGUUAAUCUUGCAGCAUCAAUAGCAUCAAUUUCUGCCUUUCUUUAAAAGUAGCUGCUUUUUGUAUCUUUUUUCUUGUUUAGUAAAAACUUUGGAUAAUUACCGGAGAGGAAGGGUACUUACUCUCUUCUGUCAUUUGGGGUAGGAUUAUUACAAAGCCCUUUUGGUUUCUGGGGGCUUCUUUGCUGUGUUUAUUCAAAUUGCAAUACAAACAUUGAGCACAUUUUUAAAACCAGCCAUGGCCCUUAAAGCGAUACUCUUACAUUAACAAAGCCAUUGUUGAGAAAGAGGCUUAAGUAGAUUAUCUAUACUUGCUAUUUUAGGCAGUGAUGAAUUAUGGCUUUGAAAAGUAUGGUCAUGUUUAGGUUGAAUCCGCCAACUGUUACUAGCACUGUAUCUUACUAACAUAAUUCAUUGCAAAGCAAACUGUACAUGAAUGUUAAAUUGGUAUUAACGUGCUAAUACGGGAAGUUUCAGAUCUGGGACUGUGAAUGUUUGGUUCAGAUUAUUUGAUGUAAAUGGAAGCAUUUCAUGAACAAACUGGAGGAAAAUUCGUAUAAUGAGGCAUCUAUCAUUAAUAUGGAGAUGUCUGUAAAGCGUAUUCAUUAUGUGCAUCUUCUAAUGCUUUUGUGCAGUCGUCCCCACCUUGGUGCCCUCCAGAUGAGCUCUAUACCUUUCAGAGCAACAGAUUUGGAAAGUCUGUUAUCUGUCAUGCAGUAUUUUAAACUGUCUGGGGAUGGUAGAACAGUGUCAACUCAUAAAGCUAUGGUGGAGAUGAACAAACUGCUCUGCAGUUCUUUACAGUAGUGGAGUGUUUACACAUAAUAAGCUCGAAUUGCUGGCUUAUCCUGGUUCACUGUGGUGUUUUAUUUAUUAGAUUUUUACCCUGGCCUGUCAGCCGUAAGGCUUCCAUAUGUAUAGUUUGCUUUCCCCUUCUCGUGAACAGGUAAGACACGUCAGAAAUUGAAAGCGUUGUAUGACAUCCAGUCAUACAAACCUGGCUCCAGGUUCCUUGGACCCAAGCAAGCGAAGAUUUGUUAAUCUUGGCUUUUUGGGAGCUACAGCCAGAAAGCCUGGGUUUGGGCAUGACACACACAAGGUGGUCAAUUUUUAUUUGAUUUACUGCUUGCCUGUAUGGAGGAGGUUCGUACAACCAAUCAAAAGGGGAGCGAGUCACCUGCAUGCCCAAGCAUGCUGCCCAUUCACAGUAAACUCAGGAUAAGCCAGCAGAUCUGGCCUACUGUUAAUGUGUGAAAGCAACUCUGGCAGGUCACCUGUUAAAAGGGCCCUACUGGCUUAGUUAUGCAGCACAAUGCAAGCAUUAGUCACGGAACUAAUUAUAAAUGGGUUCCUAUAUAGUUGUUAGAUACUACUUUUGAUUCUUAAAUGCCAUUGCAUGACUUUAAUAUUUCCCUUCGAUGUAUGAAAGAAAUCAACAAAAAACAAACUAAAUGCAUCUUAUGAAUUGUGGAUGUUGCCUUGCAAAUUAGGAGUAGACUAAAGCUUGCUUGAUAAUAACCAUGCUAAAAAUUAGUUAAAACUUGUGUGUUGUGUGCUGUGGUGUUAAUUUAGGAAUAGAUGAGUGCAAACAAGUUUUGAAUACAAACAGAUCGCUAUUUUGUGCAAAUACAUCAAGUACACUUCUUUCUUUAAUUUUAAAGUCUGUACUAAAAUGUCAAAUGUUUAACUGUCACAAGGCCUUCUAUGUACAAGUGCCAGGAUCUCUUUUGUAACUUGAUAUGUUUUAUAUUUAUUUAUUACCUUAUUUUUUUGUUCAUUUUUUAAUUUUGAGUGAAAUGCAAUAUUAUUACAAAGCAUAUUUUUGUAAUUUCAUUUUCAUCCAUUUUGCUCUUUUUUUCUUAAGCAGAUUGCACAAUAAAACUUUUUAAAGUGUA